GAGGCCCGCCGGGGUGCUUCAUGCAGGGGUUUCCCAUCACAUCAGUCCUCGUCCCAUGCAUGCGCAGCUGCCAGAGUCUGUUCUCGGACGCUACUGGAGAGACGGAUGCAAGGGUUUGCUACGGACUCCUUCGACCAAAAGGGUGCAAAAGCUGCGGGGUCGGUAGCCUCAUCAGGAGGCCAGCCAUCGCUCGAAGGGCUGUCCGAAAUUUUUGAUCAGUGCAAAGGAGGUGACUGCCUGAAGGAUGACCAGCGGACGCUGGAAAAGGUCAUCCUGGUUUUGAAUGAGAAGUACCAGGUUGGUUUUUCGGCAAACGACGUCGCCAGCCUGCGAAAGAUGCUGAGCAAGGACGGGAAGAUUGAGCGGCCGCAUUUCACGGCCACCUUGUUCAGUCUGCUGCAAGCUGUGAGCCGUGCAUCGGAGCAGCUGUCGCUUCGACAGCUGCGUGUGGUCAUGGUCACAGCAUUUCAGCGAUUCGACCUCGAUGCUGACGGAUGCAUCGCGCCGCACGAGUUUGCAGCAGCGUUGCAGAAUUUCGGCAUACAACUCCCUCUUUCCGAGAUAGCUGUCCUUCUCAAGUUCUUGUCUCCCAUGAAUGACGCGACAGAGACGGGCAUACCACCUGUUCUGCGGCAGGAGGACCUGUCCGGUGCAGUUGGAAUGGAGCCAAGCAUUGAGGACCAGUGCACGCGAGCGAUCUCCGGGGCGCAGGACAAGGUCUGCGAGGCAACGGGGUUGAGCCGAGCCGCAGAAGUCUGUGAGACGAUCUCGGGCAUCUGCGCCGGUCAAGGCGAUCCGAUGAACAAGGCCAACAGCGUUUUCAAGGCCGUCGCAGAUGCAGACUUCGUGCAUGAGGGCGGGGAGCUCAUCGCGGACCUCAGCGACUUGAUGGUGCUGCUUGCUGGGGUGGCUGUUGUCUUCAUGCAUCCGCAUUCCGUGCACGCGGUGCAUGAGACGGGCCCUUUCCUGCAGCAGAUGGCGGUCCAGGCCGGUGAAGCGGCGGAAGACUGCGUGGCAGGAUUCGAAGAGUUGGCCCAGUCGGGGCCGCUGAUCCCAGUCCUGAUGUCCGGCGUCCUCGGGGCCAGCAAAGCCUUGUGGGCGCAGGGGACGGUCUCUUUGGACGAGGAUGAGGCCCUCUUGUACGCCCGCACCUUCCUGGACAAGGGCUGUUCCCUUCACGACUUCCACAAGUUGGUCCAUUGCGCCGGCUGCAAAUGGGGUCACGCAGAACCGGGGCAGUCGUUGUUUGACCCCAGCUCAACUGCAGCUCUGGCGAUCCUCGUGCGUGGGGAGGCAGUCUCUGACGACCGUGCCCGGGUAAGUGCCGGCUCCUUGCUGUCUCCGCAAGGCUCGGGCGAGGUCGUCGCUGCAGAGCCUGUAACUUACGUCGCAUGGGAUGAGGCCAAGCUCGUCGAGCUGCUCCAGUACUCCAAGGAUAAGAACGUGGUCGCACUCCUGGAGAAGCUUAUCCAGGAAGGAAACCUCCAUGUGUCGGAGGGCUACACGUCGCCUGCGCAGGAUGCCCCAGUUCCUGAAUGGCUGUCGUCCAUCCGCGACGUGAUCAAGCUGCAUGCGAAGCGCUCAGGCCUCUCGGACUGUGGCCACGUCUCCGAGGGCCUGCAGCACAUCUUGGCGAAGCCCGCCACCUCCAUUGAGGAGAAAUUUGAUCAGAGCCGCACGCUGAUUCUGGACAGCUUGGAUCAGCUUGUAGACGGCUUGGAGGCCGUGACGGACUUGGUCGGGGCAUGCUCCUCUCUGUCAGCACUCGUGACUCAGUCUUCCAGUGCAUCCCCUGACCAUGUCCUUCAGCUCGCGCCGCUUCUCAUUCUCUCGAGCCUAGCUGUUCUGCAGACGGUCGUCCGCAUGACCAGGUCAAACGUGGCAUCCCAAGAGAAGGAGCCACAAGCCAACAUGGGCUUGCAUUCCGUGGACACAGGCCGGGCAUAG
Molecule: messenger RNA, 1947 nt
Organism: Symbiodinium sp. CCMP2592
Lineage: Eukaryota; Dinophyceae; Suessiales; Symbiodiniaceae
Source: the annotation of a GenBank genome assembly